Erinaceus europaeus (western European hedgehog) is the source of this 2419-nucleotide messenger RNA. RefSeq names its product complement C2 (gene C2). The record is from RefSeq and is a predicted model, not a curated record. Gene Ontology annotation, biological process: complement activation; proteolysis. Gene Ontology annotation, cellular component: extracellular region. NCBI's taxonomy places the organism in Eukaryota, Metazoa, Chordata, Mammalia, Eulipotyphla, Erinaceidae. Gene Ontology annotation, molecular function: serine-type endopeptidase activity. The transcript is spliced from 15 exons. The coding region runs from base 1 to 2145 and encodes 714 amino acids.
AUGCCCAACUCGGGAAUGUCUGUUCUUAGGUUCUCAUCCCUAUCUUUCCCUUCAGCUGUUCGCUGCCCAGCCCCGGUUUCCUUUGAGAAUGGUGUGUACAGCCCACGGCUGGGGUCCCAUCCAGUGGGCAGCAACCUGAGCUUCGAGUGUGAGGAUGGCUUUACACUGCGGGGUUCCCCUGUGCGACAGUGUCGUCCCAACGGCAUGUGGGAUGGGGAGACUACUGUGUGUGACAAUGGUGCUAGCUUUUGCCCUAACCCGGGCAUUUCUGUGGGUGCAGUGAGGACAGGGUCCCGCUUUGACCUUGGAGACAAAGUCAGCUACCGGUGCUCCUCAAGUCUGGUGUUGACUGGGUCUGCAGAGCGGGAGUGUCAAGAUGAUGGCGUCUGGAGUGGGACGGAGCCCAUCUGUCGCCAGCCUUACUCUUAUGACUUUCCUGAGGAUGUGGCCCCAGCCCUGGGCACCUCUUUAACCCAUCUGGUUGGCACUACCAACCCCACCCAGCAGAAGCAUGAAAACCUGGGUCGAAAAAUUCAAAUCCAGCGCUCUGGCCACUUGAACCUCUACCUGCUCCUGGAUGCCUCUCAGAGUGUGACAGAAGAUGACUUUCAUGUCUUCAAGGAGUGUGCCUCCCUCAUGGUGGACAGGAUUUUUAGCUUUGAGAUCAACGUUAGCGUCGCUAUCAUCACCUUUGCAUCAAAGCCCAAAAUCAUCAUGUCUGUCCUACAUGGAAAUUCCCGGGAUGAGACAGAAGUGAGCAACAGUUUGGAAAAAGCCAGCUAUAAAGAUCAUGAAAAUGGCACAGGUACCAACACAUAUGAGGCCCUAAACAGUGUCUAUAUCAUGAUGAAUAACCAGAUGCAGCGCCUUGGUAUGCAAACUAUGGCCUGGCAAGAAAUCCGACAUGCCAUUAUCCUUCUGACAGAUGGGAAGUCCAACAUGGGCGGUUCUCCCAAGCCAGCAAUUAACAAUAUCAAAGAGAUCUUGAACAUCAAUCAGAAAAGGAAUGACUACCUGGACAUUUAUGCCAUCGGGGUGGGCCAGGUGGAUGUGGACUGGAGAGAACUGAAUGAGUUGGGGUCCAAGAAAGAUGGUGAGAGGCAUGCCUUCAUUCUACAGGACAAAGAUGCUUUGUACCAGGUCUUUGAGCACAUGCUAGAUGUCACUAGGCUCACAGAUCCCAUAUGUGGGGUGGGGAACAUGUCAGCCAAUGCCUCUGCCCAGGAGAGGACACCUUGGCAUGUCACUAUUAAGCCUAAGAGUCAUGCCACAUGUCGGGGGGCCCUCAUCUCAGACCAGUGGGUCCUGACAGCUGCUCACUGCUUCCACAGUGCUGAGCAGCAGGAUCUGUGGAGGAUCAUUGUGGGGGACCCCAACUCCCCAAACGGCAAAGAGUUCCAAGUUGAGAGUAAGGUGAUCUCCUCUGGGUUUAAUGCCCAUGCCAAGAAGGACAAGGGGAUCAAGGAGUUCUAUGGUGAUGACAUUGCUCUGCUGAAGCUGUCACAGAAAGUGAAGAUGUCCACUCAUGCCAGGUGCCAGAGUCUGGGGUGGGUGGGCACCCAGCUGGGGAGAGUGUUCUGGGGAAUCCCUGGAGAAGGAGUGAUGUGUAGGUGGGGCUUGCGUGACCAUCACCUUCUCCCCAGGCCUAUCUGCCUUCCCUGCACAGUGGGGGCCAACCUGGCUCUGCGGAGGCCCCUGGACAGUACCUGCCGAGACCAUGAGAGCAAACUUCUGGAUACGCAGAGCAUUCCUGCUCAUUUUGUGGACUUGGAUGGGAGCAAACAGAACAUAAACCUCAAGACAGGGGUGGAGCGGGCAAGCUGUAUCAGUGCCGUGAUCCAAGACAAAACCUCGUUCCCCAACUUGACAGAUGCCACAGAAGUAGUGACUGACCAGUUCUUAUGCAGUGGGACUGGGAAGGAUGCCCAUCCUUGCAAGGGAGUGUCUGGGGGAGCAGUUUUCCUUGAGCGGAAAUUCAGAUUUUUUCAGGUGGGCCUGGUGAGCUGGGGUCUCUACGACCCCUGUGAUAAGAGCAGCACAAAGUCCCGAAAGAGAAUACAAAGAGAUUUCCACAUCAAUCUCUUCCGUCUGCAGCCCUGGCUGAGGCAGCACCUGCAGGGGGUCCUGAACUUUGUGCCACUCUAACCACUCUAACCAAGGUUACCGACCACUUUGCUGUCCUUGCAGCACGGGUCAUCUUUCUUUUUUCCUCCCUCCAAGCUUCCACCCACAGACACCACGCCCUCCCCUCACUCCCUCCUCUCAGUGAAUCCUGGCCUCCCGGAUCCUGAAGCAGUGCUUCCAAGCUGCUCCUGCCAGUACCCCUCCCACCUCUGCUUUACUGGACUUUCUCUUCUUUCACUUUCACAUGGAAUUUCUAAAUUAUGAAAUUAAUAAAAAUCAUUGAUUUCCACAUCUG